Messenger RNA from Aphanomyces astaci, 2708 nucleotides. Its product is annotated as CAMK protein kinase. Gene Ontology annotation, biological process: protein autophosphorylation; intracellular signal transduction; peptidyl-serine phosphorylation. NCBI's taxonomy places the organism in Eukaryota, Oomycota, Saprolegniomycetes, Saprolegniales, Verrucalvaceae. Gene Ontology annotation, cellular component: cytoplasm; nucleus. The record is from RefSeq and is a predicted model, not a curated record. Bases 1 to 2670 code for a protein of 889 amino acids. The transcript has 13 exons. Gene Ontology annotation, molecular function: calcium ion binding; ATP binding; calmodulin binding.
AUGUGCGGCGGCAAGACAUCCAUCGUCAACCUCGCGCUUGCACUUGUGGCAGUGGCCGCCAUAACGACCACCUCGCAUUGUAUCGCGUGCGAUGACGACAUUAGCUUGGGCUACAACAUCGACGAUGUGUACGAGUUGUCCAAUGAGAUCUUGGGCGAAGGUGGGUACUGCGUCGUUCGGAAAGCGCGACACCGUGGCACGAACGAAGUCGUUGCAGUCAAGGAGCUGGCCAAGAAGGACAUUUCAUCCAAGGCCUUCUGGACUGAAGUGGAGAUGCUUCACAUCGCUGGGUCGCACCCCAACAUCAUGUCCCUCCGUGGAGUUUUCGAGACCGACACUACGUGGUACAUCGUGCAAGAACUCGCCAACGGCGGCGAACUCUUCGACCACCUCGUGGCCAACGGCGCGUACUCUGAAAAGCAAGCUAGUGUGGGCAUGCGCGAUCUGUGCCACGCGAUGGUGCACUUACAUCGCAAAGGCAUUGUCCACGGCGACGUCAAGCCCGAAAACAUCAUGCUGUGCGAAGAUCGCAUGUGUUUGGUCGACUUUGGCGUGUCGUUCCGGCAAGGCGAACGGCCGUUGGACACCCCUCUCCAGGCCACCACGGCGUACUGUGCCCCUGAGACCUUGGCUGCGAGUGCUCGGAAUGAAUUCUCCAGUGGCCCUGAAGCCGACAUGUUUGCGCUGGGUGUGGUGCUGUACAUUUUGCUCUGCGGGUGCCAUCCCUUCGAUACGCACAACACGUUGACCGACGACGAAAUUGGGCGUCGUAUUUUGAAAGGCUCGUUCAACACCAAGAUUCGCCCGUGGAAAUAUCUAACCCGCGACGCCCAAGACUUGCUUCGGCGCCUUCUGGACGCGGACCCCCAAAAACGUCUGACGGCAGACCAGGCGCUGGCCCAUCCGUGGCUGUCCCCCUCCAACAACCGCAUAUCCACUCUGAAACGCCCGGCCACCGCCCUCAAGCGCUUCCAACGCGGCCGCAAACGCCUCCGCGCGAGCAUCUUGGCGGUGCUACUUCAACGCGACGAUUCCUCGACAUCAACGAGGGAUCCAACCGAGUUGAGAGAAUUGGCGAGGGGAUUGAGCUCAAAACCUGAAGCCGCGGCGCCCAAGGCGGCCAUGGUGGCAUCGGCGCUGGAGGUGUUUGACCGAGAUAGCAAGGGGUACAUCUCUGGGUCAGAUCUCAAGCGAGUGACCACGGCCCUCGGACAUGACCUCUCGGACGGGGAAAUCCGAGACAUGAUCGGGUCCGCGGGGGGGGACCCGGAUGAGGUGCAUAUAAAGGAAUUGAUCCAGUACCAGGACAUCCAACGCAUGAUUUCGAGCCUCCGGUCCGCCUUGUACGCUCAAGGCGACGUCGUGUCGGAGGAGGGGGCGAUCGACCCGCACUUUUAUGUGCUCAUGGAGGGCCGCGUCGACGUCGUGUGCAAGAACGCCAUAGCACCCGACAGCAACUCCAAUGUCGACACCGACGACGGGCGGGUGAUCUGGCUGCGCACCCUCGCGGCAGGGGACUACUUUGGGGUGAUGGAACUGCUCGCCCCGGACGGCACCAUCCACCCCCGCGUCUCAUCCUACUGGUGCAUGAGCCCCACCUGCAAGGUGUUAAAGCUACUCGUGGACGAUUUCUCAACCGUGAGCGCCAUCUACAAGAGCAUGGAUGACCGGUUCCAAGAGUACACCCUCCACCACGCCCACACCCAGAUCAUCAAGUGUCUCGAAGACACCCACGGGCACGUCCAGCGCCAGGCGUAUGCCGAGGGGGAGGUCGUGUACAAGCAGGGGGAUCACUGGGACUCGUACUUUAUCGUGACGAGCGGGGCCGUCGAAGUCGUCAUGGACGACGUGGUCGUCGAGCACUUGGGCGCGGGCGACUACUUUCCGCUGGGGGUCGUGUCUCGGCUCGCCAGCCCUCCAAUUCGCCACGCUAGCGUCCGGGCGACAGAGCCGACGACCGUCGUGGAAAUCCAAGGUCACACGUUUCGAAGUUUCCUGCGUAGCUACCGGUUCAUGACGGCGUAUUUUGAAGAUCAAAAGCUACAGCGCCAAGCCCAGCGCCGUGUGGCGCGGAAGCAACAUUCUGGCGCCACACUCCCGACUGCCUCUCACAAACCAUCGUCGCCCAUUAUCACAUUUGCAGGAUACAUGGCAUCCAAGACCAAUCACUGUCACCUGUGUACCGUGCAGUUCACGUUCCUCCGACGGAGGCACUACUGCGGCAGCUGCUUCCACGACUAUUGCAAGAAAUGCACCGACGUGUACACUUCGCUGCAUCAAAAGUCCACUCGGUUGUGCACGCCGUGCGUGAUUCGUAUGAACCCGACUCGUGCCUUUCACAGCGACCGCCCGCACCCGUCGUCGCGCAAACUUGACAAUGACAAGCUACGGCCAGUCCAAUUCCUCAGCUCCAGAUCGAUCAGUGACCGCGGCUCCAUCAUGGAACUCACCAAAGGCCGCGCAUCUAGUGACACGUGCGUCACCACGAGCUUGGACGACGAGGACCAACCGUGCCACCAAGUCACCCCCGAAAACCAAGUUUUGUCACAAGUGGCGCCGUCCCACCACGCGCCACGCCAGUCGUUCCCGCCAAGAUCGUCAAGGCUACUACUCACGCCUCGCCAACGCGUGGACGUUCGCGCUAAGCGAGCUACUGCCGCCAAGCCAUAAAUUAAUGCAAAAGCUACCAUAUGGUGCUAGUAGAUGCG